CGCAACUCCGAACACAUCAUCCGGACGUGAUACCCCCUCAACAACCCCCUCGAACAAACACCUCCACCAUGCCUGCUCUCGAUGGCAUCCUAGAAGCCGCCAACGCGCCGCAACAAGAUGGCCAAAUCACCUUCCCUCCCGUCACGCGGGACCACAUCCUCCACUGCUCCUACGACUACUGGUUCCCCAAGUACCGCACCUCAUGCAUCCGCUCGCGCGUGAUCCCGCUUAGCCGCGAGUUCAUCUCGUACAUCCGCGAAGACGGCAUCAUCCUGGCUGACGACGAGCCGGGCAACGAGAACGACUCUGACGACGAUGACGACUGGGAGCCCACCGUCCCCUCUUCCGAGAUACCCGCUCCUCCCCGCAACCCCGGCGACGCCGACAACGACUCGGACUCGGACGACGAGGACUCCACGCCCGCCAAGCUGCCCCCCAACAAGCGCUUCCCCGACCUGCACAAUGCCAUCAACGCAGCCAUCAAGGCCCUCGGCGGCGCCGCUGCCCCCAAGCUCAACUGGUCCUCGCCCAAGGACGCGACCUGGAUCUCGCGCCACCCCAACACGGUGAAAUGCACCUCGGCCAACGACGUCUACAUCCUCCUCAAGUCCUCGUCCUUCAUCAGCCACGAUCUCGAUCACGCCUUUGACGACUGCGUUCCCUCGACGACAACGACCCCACAAUCCCCCUCCUCGACGGCGGCGGCGGCGCAAGCGCAGCAACAACAGCCCCAGGGCUUCACCCCCGUUCUCGUCCUCCGCUCCUUCUUCUCUCCGCUCCCGUCUCUCGAGUUCCGCUGCUUCGUCAAGGACCGCAACCUCAUCGCCAUCACCCAGCGAGAUCUUAACUACUACGCUUUCCUGCGCAGCUUGCGGCCGGCCAUCAUCGCGCGUUGUCGCGAGCUCUUCAACACCAAGCUCAAGUACACGUUUCCCGAUUCGUCGUUUGUGUUUGACGUGUAUAUCCCCGAGGCGGCAUACCGGUCAGACUCUGAGAGUGACGAUGAUGAAACUUCGGAGGCUAGAAGCAGAUUGGCGAGGGCGAGGUUGAUCGAUAUUAACCCGUGGGCGCCGCGGACGGAUACGAUUUUGUUUGGGUGGGAGGAGUUGUUGGAGGCGGAGGUCAAGAUGCCUGUGUUGGGGACGGCGGAGUCAACACCAGAAAAGAAGGAGGAGACGGUGAGGUUACGGUUUUCUGCCACGGGAGCUGCUGCUGCUGCUGCUGCUGGGGGAGAUGAUAACUUUACGGAACCAGAAGAGGAGGACGACAACGAGCAGAAUCACUUUGAUGAUGAUGAGACGACGACGGAUGAUGAGCACGAAGAGGAGUACGAGGUUGAGCUGAGGCUGGUGGAGCAGGAUGAUCCGGCUGCGUACAACUUCAGCUCACCGCAAUACUCGGCGCAUAAGAUGCCAAAGGAUGUGGUGGAUGCUAGUAUGGCGGGUGAGGGGGGCAUGAGGGAGUUUGCUAGGGAGUGGCAGAGGUUACAGGAGCAGAGGGGAGGUGGUUCUAGCAGCUGAACGAAGCGAAGAUCAUCGGGACAUUAAGGACAUUCAAGGAUAUAGAAUAUUUGAAGGCGAUACAAAGGUAUCAUUUCAUUCAGGUAUAUCAUAAGCGACCC
Molecule: messenger RNA, 1621 nt
Organism: Neurospora tetrasperma FGSC 2508
Lineage: Eukaryota; Fungi; Ascomycota; Sordariomycetes; Sordariales; Sordariaceae
Exons: 1
Coding region: 69-1520 (483 amino acids)
Cellular component (GO): cytoplasm
Source: RefSeq, a predicted model, not a curated record